Messenger RNA from Symbiodinium sp. CCMP2592, 2487 nucleotides. Lineage: Eukaryota; Dinophyceae; Suessiales; Symbiodiniaceae. The record is from the annotation of a GenBank genome assembly.
AUGGCUCAGCCUGAGGCCGGCCAAUUGUCCGAGCAAGUGAUCAAGCAGGUUUGUGCAACCUUGCGGCAGUGGUCACUGGAGGGACCCCCGCGAAACCCGCGACGGACAGCUGGCGAACUGGCCGUGUCCCUGGAGGCUGCGCUGGGCCCGGCGACAGAAACAUCUCUCAAGGAGGAUGGAGUGCAGACAGACCCGGAGAAGAACGAGGCUGGAGAGCUGCGCCAGUUGCUGGGAGAGCUCCGGCUCGAGUACGAGGACCUGAACACCGAGAGUCAACAGCGAGGCGACGAGUUGCUGGCUGUGAAGACUUCGAAGGCAGAUCUUCAGGCAAAGCUUGAGGAAGCAGCGCAGCGACAGGCAGCAUCCGAGGUUGAGCGGGCCGAGGUUUGCCAGCUCCGCCGCCGGGUUACGGCGCUGUCUGCGCAUCUGAGUUCGGUACUGACCCCUGUGAGUGCUGCUUGCCGCACACGGCCGCUGAGCAGCUACAAGGAGUCGGAGCUCGGAACAAGAGCUUUGUCCGUGGAUGGCACUGAGAUCACUGUCGAGGACUCGCUGGGACGAUCGCGAAAGUUCAAAGUCGAUCGGAUCCUGGAUGAUUCGAAGCAAGAGGACCUGUUCCUUGCUGCAGCUCCCUGGGUGGAGCACGCCGCCUCGGGCGGCUCCUCCUGCGUCUUCGCCUACGGUGCCACCGGCUCCGGCAAGACGCACAGCAUUCUGGGAGAGGGCGACGAGACGCGUCCCGGCCUGGCUCACCAUGCCAUCCGUCGCCUCAUCGAGGGGCAGAGCUGUGGCGAAGUUCGCAUCUCGAUGCUCGAGGUCUACUGCGAGCAGAUCCGAGAUCUACUUGGCGCCUCCGAGGGCGGGACGCAGCCGAAGCUUCUUUGCAGCCGCCGGGACGGCGAAGGACGGAUGCUCUUGGACUGCGUGGAGGCCGUGGCCAGCGCUUCGGAUGUCGAUGCCCUGCUGGCGCGUGGCUUCGCCAACCGAGCUACAGAGGGAACUCUUUGCAAUGACAGCUCGUCGCGAUCCCAUGUGGUGCUGACCGUGAAAGCCGUCGAACCCGGCCGUGGACGUCUCGUUUUGGUGGAUUUGGCCGGCUCCGAAAACGUGCAGCGCUCCGGCGCGGACGAGGAUGCCAAGCUCCUGGCAGAGGCCAAGGCCAUCAACCGCAGCUUAAGCGCCCUAGCAGAUGUUGUCGAGGCCACAGCGAAGCAGCAGAACUUCAUCCCAUACCGCAACUCGCGCCUGACCAUGUUGCUCGAGGAGGCCCUGUGCAUGUCCCGCGUCCUUCUCCUCGUCCACAUCAGCCCCUUCGCCCGCGAUGCGACAGACACGGCGCACUCAUUGAACUUUGCCAGCCGCGUUCGGGCGGUGGAUUUCGGUGCGCAGCGCCUUCGACAGGACCAGGAGGAUCGAGCACGCGCAGCCCAGAAUCGCAGUCAACAGGAGGCACGGCUGCUGCAGCAGCAGCUCGAUCAGACGAAGAGGGAGCUCACGGACUCGCAGAAAGUGCAGUCUGAGCUCAAGCAGCAAGUCUCACAUCUCGGGGAGCAGUUGCGAGAGAGGCAGCGCGAGCUCAUGCGCGAGCAGGAGAGGCGCUCCCAGGCGGAGGACUGCGCGCGGGACCUGCGGUUGGCGGGUCGCAGCGAGGCCUUUACCAACGGCUCGCAAGGCCGACCCAUCAGCCCGGUUCCGCGGAGCUUGUCGGCUCCCCGGCUUGGAAACGCAGCGAAGCCGCGGGAGAAAACGCCGGCGGCGAAGGCGACAACAACUGUGGAGCCACGAGGCAUCGCCCCAGCGAAGCAGAGACCCACACCCCAACCCGGUCUGAUGAACCGUGGCUUCCUGGAGGAGGAACCCGAGGUUCUGGACACGGUCUCGCCCUCCAAAGCCCAGACGGGAGACUUGCCCCCGAGGUCCAGGAAGCCAUUUCUGGACCGAACGAACGAGAACGACGCCGAUGUCCUGAACUCAAAGAUGCUCCUGUCGCCCACCAAGGUGGACUUCACAAGCCCAACCAAGAUGAUUAAGGACCUCGGCACCCCCACACGCGGCUCAAUCCUGACGCCGGAAAGGCUAUCCACUCUGAGCCCGUGUGCCAACGUCGAGGUCAACGCUUUGGGUGCUGCGGCUGAAAUGAGAGUGAAGACGAGUCCUCCACGCAAGGCUCUCCAGUACAACAGCGCCCAGGUGCGCUCCGUGCUGAAGAAGAUGCCCACCGAUUUCAAGAGCCGCCUCUUGAAGAAACAGGAGCUUGGGGCGGCCUUCACCACAGGUGACAAGCAUGUGACGUUCGCCGAGCAGGAGCAGACAGCCUGCUCGCCGCCGAGGUGGUAUCUCGACCUGCUCGAGUAUGAGCAGUCCUGCAAGCAGGCUGAUUCGAAGGCCGAGACGGCGCGAAACCCGCGGGGGCGAUCUUUGACCCCCCCACAGCGGCGGCGCACAGAGGUCCAGAUCGAAGGGGCUGGGCCCCGCUGGCGCCACUGA